GUGUUUGGCCUCAAUGAACGACCAUGACGUGCCAAGACAUGUUAUGGCACAAAUGCCAAACUACCCUUUAGAGCGAUUAGCCUCCCUCGAACAUUCCAUGAAGAGCGCCGCAUUUUCUUGGACUGGAUGGCGAAAUUGUGAUGCUGCAAGGUUAUCUAUAUCGCGAUAUGGUGCCAGCGUCGAAAAUGCCGUGCCGACGCUGCAGCGAAAGCAUAUGCCUACUACACAUACGUUAACGCUUUAUUUCUGAUUCUUCGAAUCGAACUCAUCGUGGUCAAACUGCUUAGCUGAAUGCGGAGAUAAGACCGAGGUUUAGCGCUGGGAUAUGGCAUGCUUACUGUAUCAUAUGAUCGCCGAACGAUCUAAAUUCAGGUUGGCUACUCGUUCGCAGGACCACCGAGGAUUCGGACACCACCGAUGCUCAACGAUUGGUUCGACACGCCAAGGCCA
Molecule: messenger RNA, 450 nt
Organism: Serpula lacrymans var. lacrymans S7.9
Lineage: Eukaryota; Fungi; Basidiomycota; Agaricomycetes; Boletales; Serpulaceae
Exons: 3
Coding region: 14-250 (78 amino acids)
Source: RefSeq, a predicted model, not a curated record